AUGUUAAUCGCAAUAAUAGCAAUAGCUUUGGUUUGUUUAUACUUUUAUAAUGUGAGAAACUUUGAUUAUUGGAAGAAGAGAGGCGUUAAACAUGACAAACCCAUACCUUUUUUCGGGACCAACUUAAAAAAUUUUCUUUUGUUGAAAAGUAGAAGUGAAAUAACAGAAGAAAUGUACUUUAAGUACCCCGAUGAAAAAGUGGUCGGAUUUUUUAGAUCCACUACGCCAGAAUUGAUAAUAAGAGAUCCAGAAAUAAUUAAGAAGAUCCUAAUAUCAGAUUUUUCUUACUUCUACGGGCGUGGAUUCCAUCCGUAUAAACGAAAUAUUGAAAAAUUGAUACAAAACUUAUUUUUCGUCGAGGGAGAUUUGUGGAAAAUGUUAAGGAUACAGAUGACACCCGCAUUCACAAGCGGCAAACUGAAAGCUAUGUUUCCACUAAUUGUGGAACGAGCUGAGAGUCUUCAACAAAGAACAUUACUGGCAGUAAAAAAAAAUCUUCCUAUAGAUGCUCGUGAGCUUAUGGCCCGUUUUACAACAGAUUUUAUUGGCGCAUGUGGUUUUGGACUUGACAGUAAUUCUAUUAAUGACGAUAACAGUGAUUUUAGAAGGCUUGGCAGAGAUGUGUUUAAUCCUCCUCUCACAACUAUUAUUACGAGUACCUUAAAAAUGCUUUUCCCUGUGCUAUUCAAGGAUUUGAAAUUUUUUGGUCAUAUUGAGAGACGAUCGUUUAACCUCGUCAAUAAAAUUCAACAAAGUAGAAAUUAUAAAUCGAUUGGAAGAAAUGAUUUCAUAGAUCAGCUUUUAGAUUAUAAACAAAAAGGCCCUAUAGAAAUUGAGUCAAUGGAGAAAUUACAAGCAACUGGUAAACCAGAAAAAUUAAAGUUUGAACUUACUAAUGAUUUGAUUGUGGCUCAAGUCAUGCUAUUUUUUGGUGCGGGAUUUGAAACUUCAUCAUCUGCUUCUAGCUACACCCUGCAUGAACUGGCAUUCCAUCCAGAAAUACAGAAGAAAGUUCAAAAUGAGAUUGACGAAGUUUUAAAGAAGCAUGAUAACAAACUAAGUUAUGCUGCUGUUAAAGAAAUGACAUAUUUAGAGUGGACAUUCAAGGAGGCGAUGCGUAUAUUUCCAUCAUUGGGUUAUUUAAUGAGGGAAUGCACUCGUAAGUACACAUUUGAAGAUUUGGGCUUCAGUAUCAAUGAAGGUGUAAAGAUGAUGAUAUCUGUAGCAGCUUUACAUAAAGACCCUAAAUAUUGGCAUAAUCCAGAAGAAUUUCGCCCCGAAAGAUUUAGUAGGGAAGAGUUCACAAAUGUUCAAAAAGAUGUAUAUUUAGCAUUUGGCGAUGGACCUCGAGUCUGUAUUGGUGCACGCCUUGGAUUAAUGCAAUCAUUAGCUGGGUUAGCUGCCAUCCUUUCUAAAUUCUCUGUCACACCAGCUCCAGAAACAGUAAGAAGACCACCAGUCGUACCAACUUCGGAUAUCGUUCAGAAUAUAAAUGGCAUACCACUGAUGUUUCAUAAGCGACACUAG
This is a messenger RNA of Diatraea saccharalis (sugarcane borer), 1527 nucleotides long. NCBI's taxonomy places the organism in Eukaryota, Metazoa, Arthropoda, Insecta, Lepidoptera, Crambidae. The record is from the annotation of a GenBank genome assembly.